CUGGGCCGCGCCAUGCCUAAGGGGGCGCCGCGAUGGGCCAAGGGGACGAGAGCGAGCGCAUCGUGAUCAACGUGGGCGGCACGCGCCACCAGACGUACCGCUCGACGCUGCGCACGCUGCCCGGCACGCGGCUCGCCUGGCUGGCAGAGCCCGACGCCCACAGCCAUUUCGACUAUGACCCGCGCGCCGACGAGUUCUUUUUCGACCGCCACCCAGGCGUCUUCGCACACAUCCUGAACUACUACCGCACCGGCAAGCUGCACUGCCCCGCCGACGUGUGCGGGCCGCUCUAUGAAGAGGAGCUGGCCUUCUGGGGCAUCGACGAGACCGACGUGGAGCCCUGCUGCUGGAUGACUUACCGCCAGCAUCGCGACGCAGAGGAGGCGCUCGAUAGCUUUGGCGGCGCACCCCUUGACAACAGCGCCGACGACGCGGACGCCGACGGCCCCGGCGACUCAGGCGACGGUGAGGACGAGCUGGAGAUGACCAAGCGCCUGGCGCUUAGCGACUCCCCGGACGGCCGGCCAGGCGGCUUCUGGCGUCGCUGGCAGCCGCGCAUCUGGGCGCUCUUCGAGGACCCCUACUCCUCCCGCUACGCACGCUAUGUGGCCUUUGCCUCCCUCUUCUUCAUCCUGGUCUCCAUCACCACCUUCUGCCUGGAGACCCACGAGCGCUUCAACCCCAUCGUGAACAAGACAGAGAUCGAGAAUGUUCGGAACGGCACGCAAGUGCGCUACUACCGGGAAGCAGAGACGGAGGCCUUCCUCACCUACAUUGAGGGCGUCUGUGUGGUCUGGUUCACCUUCGAGUUCCUCAUGCGUGUCGUCUUCUGCCCCAACAAGGUAGAGUUCAUCAAGAACUCGCUCAACAUCAUUGACUUUGUGGCCAUCCUCCCCUUCUACCUGGAGGUGGGCCUAAGCGGCCUGUCCUCUAAGGCCGCCAAGGACGUCCUGGGCUUCCUGCGCGUUGUCCGCUUCGUGCGCAUCCUGCGCAUCUUCAAGCUGACCCGCCACUUUGUGGGCCUGCGGGUUCUGGGCCACACUCUCCGUGCCAGCACCAAUGAGUUCUUGCUGCUCAUCAUCUUCCUGGCCCUGGGCGUCCUGAUCUUCGCCACCAUGAUCUACUAUGCCGAGAGGAUAGGGGCCCAGCCCAAUGACCCCAGCGCCAGUGAGCACACCCACUUUAAGAACAUCCCCAUCGGCUUCUGGUGGGCCGUGGUCACCAUGACGACGCUGGGCUACGGAGAUAUGUACCCGCAGACGUGGUCCGGCAUGCUGGUGGGGGCGCUGUGCGCGCUGGCGGGCGUGCUCACCAUCGCCAUGCCUGUGCCCGUCAUCGUGAACAAUUUUGGGAUGUAUUACUCCUUAGCCAUGGCUAAGCAGAAACUACCAAAGAAAAAAAAGAAGCAUAUUCCACGGCCACCGCAGCUGGGAUCUCCCAAUUAUUGUAAAUCUGUCGUAAACUCUCCACACCACAGUACUCAGAGUGACACAUGCCCGCUGGCCCAGGAAGAAAUUUUAGAAAUUAACAGAGCAGAUUCCAAACUGAAUGGGGAGGUGGCGAAGGCCGCGCUGGCGAACGAAGACUGCCCCCACAUAGACCAGGCCCUCACUCCUGAUGAGGGCCUGCCCUUUACUCGCUCGGGCACCCGCGAGAGAUACGGACCCUGCUUCCUCUUAUCAACCGGGGAGUACGCGUGCCCACCUGGUGGAGGAAUGAGAAAGGAUCUUUGCAAAGAAAGCCCUGUCAUUGCUAAGUAUAUGCCGACAGAGGCUGUGAGAGUGACUUGACCAGGCGGCUUGGCCGAGGACACUGGUGGCUAUUAAGCAUCUGGGUGGACCAGCAGCCCCUCCUCACCCUCGGACAGAGUAAAUUCACGCCAUGCAGGUUUGCCGGACGAGUCCGAGUGGCCCAGGUCUUGUACUAGGACGGACGUAGCUUUUUCUACGGCCAAAUGGUAACUGACCGUAGAGGAUUUCUUUUCCUUCUUUUCUUUCUUUCUCUCUCUCUCUUUUUUUUUUUUUUUUUUACAUUUUAUUUUAUUCGGGGAGGGAGGAGGAGGGGUUCCUUAGCAUGACUUGCAUGAAGUUAAACAGAAAAUCCAGCAAACCAAACCCACCAACCCCCUGCAACUGUAACAAUCACCCUAAACAACAACAACAAGAAAAAAAAAAAAGCAAAAGUCCUCUAUUUUCUUUCAAAGCUCUUUACUUUUACACACGUUGCUGGAGCCAGACUGUAAUGGCGUUUGGUAGAAACCUGUACGUUUCUGGGAGCGGGGGGUGGGGGUGGGGAUGGGGAUGGGGAAUGGACGGCUUCCCUUUUUGUACACGAGCUCGAGAGUCAAGGUUCCAAAAAGGGCAGUCGGUCAGUCAUCGGUCAUAUUGACCUCACCUUCAUAGCGCAUCUCUCACGCGGAAACUGAGAACUUUGCUCCAAAUAGAAUUGUGGAAACGCGCACUGCUGCUUUCCUCCCUCUGUCUGGCAUGCUUGUGACCCAGCGGACGUCUCCCCAAGACCCCUGACAGCGGCUAGUCUAGGUUGAUUCUAUCAUCUUCUUGGUGUGUAGAUCCAGUGUGACCAGCUCUCAUAACAAGUUGUUCAUAGUAAAUAAUCCACACCGUACGGAUCUUCCGAGUGUUACUUUAGAGCACCAAAAGAUCAGGACCACGGGAGGGGCGGCCCUCCUCCACCUUUAUUAAGGCACAACCUGGCAUUGUAUGCAAUUUAGUACUUCAGAGUAAAAAACUGCAUGCCCAAUGUUAUGCAAAGCGAUUCUAGCAUGAAAUAAAUUUUGUAUUAUGGUUUCUGUAUAGUCUAAAGCAGAUUUGUUUUCCUGAAGCAAUUGGAGGUUUGCAGAGACCCACUUCUGCAUCUUGAAUAAAUAUAGUAUUUUCCCAACAGAAACAGAGGACAGUAGCUUGGCUUUGAUCUGAUUCUAAAAUUAGUGGUGGGGUGGGGGGUGGGGAAGGAUGAUAUUUUUGAAAAACACAUGCUUGAGUUGAAAAAAAAUGCAACAUCUCGAGCUUUCACUGCAGCUCGCAACAUUUCCUGGAAAGAGAGCAAUGCUGCUUUAGCUCAACACCCUCCCCUCCUUGGGCCCUGGCCCUCAAUAAUAAAAAGCUGACUUUUGAGAU
Messenger RNA from Odobenus rosmarus divergens (Pacific walrus), 3137 nucleotides. It is a transcript of the gene KCNC1, whose product is annotated as potassium voltage-gated channel, Shaw-related subfamily, member 1. Gene Ontology annotation, cellular component: dendrite membrane; axon; neuronal cell body membrane. The transcript is spliced from 4 exons. Bases 33 to 1790 code for a protein of 585 amino acids. Gene Ontology annotation, biological process: protein homooligomerization; potassium ion transmembrane transport. NCBI's taxonomy places the organism in Eukaryota, Metazoa, Chordata, Mammalia, Carnivora, Odobenidae. The record is from RefSeq and is a predicted model, not a curated record. Gene Ontology annotation, molecular function: delayed rectifier potassium channel activity; protein binding.